This is a messenger RNA of Gamsiella multidivaricata, 954 nucleotides long. RefSeq lists its product as uncharacterized. NCBI's taxonomy places the organism in Eukaryota, Fungi, Mortierellomycota, Mortierellomycetes, Mortierellales, Mortierellaceae. The record is from RefSeq and is a predicted model, not a curated record. The coding region runs from base 31 to 861 and encodes 276 amino acids. The transcript has 2 exons.
CCCCUCGCCACAACAUCAGUUAUAUCAGACAUGUCUUCUAACGAGAUCUCAUCUUCGCCCCCAAGCUCAUCGCCCUUGAGCGAGGGCACAAAGUCCGCGCCUGCGCCUGCCCCGUCCAAGGUCCAGAAUCUUGCCCGCCGAUACUCUGCCUUAGCCAAACAGGCCGCCUCAGGAAGCAAUUACGUCCCCCAUAACAAUGUUGGCAAACCUGCCGGAGGCAAGGUCGCGGGAUUCGCCAGCAAAGUCAACGCACCCACGAACGCCACCACAUUCACAGAGUCCAAGCCUCAAUCUCUUGCCAAGACACCCGAGGUUCAGGAGCAGCACGAGGACGAAUCAACUCAGGAGAACAGUCCUGUUAACGUCGACGAGGAGAUCGAGAACUCUUCGGAGUUCGCUGAUCUGACAGAGAAGGUGAAGGACAUUGGUCUUGUCGAUAUUCCUUUGCAGCAGGAGGAGGCACAUGACCAGGAGCAGAAGAAGGACGAACCCGAGGCUGAAGUUGCAGUGAUUGCUCCCGUUGAAGCUGCUCAGCCUGCACAUGAGGAAGAACCAGUCAAGGAGCCAGAGUACGAAAUCAAGCAGACGCAGCAGUCCGUCCCCGAGGCUGUCGAGGAGAUCAAGUCUACCGAGGUCAAGGAGCAGGCUGUUGCCCCCAUUGAGACAGUUCAGGAGGAGGAGCCCCAGGUGGUCAAGACUGCUGUUGACGCCGAGCCCUUGUCCGAGGCACCAGUCGCUGUUGAGACCAAGGCUGCUAAUGCUGUCGAGGAGGAGACCAAGACCACUGAUGCUGUUGAGGAGGAGACCAAGACCGCUGAUGCUGUGGAGGAGGAGACCAAGACCGCAGACGCAGACGCAUAGACACCGGCAUACAUAACAUAAGCGCACUGUCUUCUCCUCACAAAUAGUUGAUAUACAACAGUAAUAAUAAAUAGGACAAAAGUGACAACCAUG